Messenger RNA from Phytophthora infestans T30-4, 333 nucleotides. RefSeq lists its product as uncharacterized. Bases 1 to 333 code for a protein of 110 amino acids. Lineage: Eukaryota; Oomycota; Peronosporomycetes; Peronosporales; Peronosporaceae. Gene Ontology annotation, biological process: DNA repair; replication fork processing; resolution of meiotic recombination intermediates. Gene Ontology annotation, cellular component: FANCM-MHF complex; Fanconi anaemia nuclear complex. The transcript has a single exon. The record is from RefSeq and is a predicted model, not a curated record.
AUGGCGCCUCCGACCUUCAAACCGGCGUUGGUGGAGCAGCUCUUCCAGUCCGCGUGGGUGGCCAACGCAGCAAGCGCGGCCGAGACCGUGGCAAGCGACAGCAGUGAGGAGGAUGAUCUACUGGACUCCGCCCCGUUAGUCAGUGCAGCGGCCGCCGCGUCCCGGGUUCGCAAAAUCCACGCAGACGCCGUGAAGCUCAGCGCCGAAAUGUUGCGGCUCUUUGUGGUGGAGGCCUUCCGCCGCGCUCAGAUGGAAGCUAUGGUGGACGAUAGUGAGCAAGUUGAACCACAGCAUAUAGAGCAGAUUUUAGCGCAGCUUCUGUUAGAUUUUUAG